AUGCUUUCUCGUAUGAGCGUUCGGACACAUACGCAUAAUGAGGUUCUUACAAAGAACGAUUCAAUAAACAUGUUAAAGAAUAUUGUAAAACUCGGAAUAAGUUUAGUAACGUACUUACGAAAUUUGUUUGAAGAAAAUGCUUAUGAAGAAGUAUGUAUAAACGAAUUAAAAUUAAAAAGGCUCCUACCUAUAAAUCCACAAGCACAUAUGAUUAUAAAUUGGUUAGAAAAAGGAGUUUUUGAAGCUAUCGAAAAAGAAUAUUUAAGAAUAUUAAUAUUAGAUAUUAAUGACAUAUAUGAUAAUACAAUUGAAUGUUAUAAAUUUAGUUUCUCAUAUAAUAAUAAAAAUGGAGAUGAAAUAGACAUCUCCCUAGAAACAUCUAACCAGUAUUCUAAUGCACAUAAUAAUUAUAUGUCUAAUGUCAUAAGUAACAAUAAUAAUAAUAUUAAUAAUAAUAAUAAUUGUGGGACAGGAUACCAACAGCCUAAGCACAAUAUUGUUAAUUAUAAUCAAGAAAAUAAAAAUGGAGAAAUAUCACAAGGUGUAUCUCAAGGUGUAUCGCAAGGUGUAUCGCAAGGUGUAUCGCAAGGUGUAUCGCAAGGUGUAUCGCAAGGUGUAUCGCAAGGUGUAUCGCAAGAUGUAUCAAAAGAUAUAUCACAAGAUGUAUCGCAAGAUAUAUCACAAGGUGUAUCGCAAGAUAUAUCACAAGAUGUAUGCCCAGAUAAAAAUAUAAACGUAUCCCAAAACAAUAAAACAAAUGAAUAUCCACCUGAAAACAACCUUCUAUUAAACAGUAACGAUAUAUACCCUCCUCAAGGUAAUCAUUUUAUGAAUGCACAAAAUCAUAAACAGGAUAAGAAUUAUUAUAUAAAUAAUCAUAAUGAUAAUAAAAAAUCCUAUAUAAAUUAUAAUCGUCUUAAAUGUAUAAAAGAAAGAUUAUUUAAUAAAAAUAAAGAAAAAAAAAUAAUAAAUAAUUUGCUUUUUAAAAAACAAGCAAAAGAUAAAACAUAUGAAUUGUUAAGAUCAUUAGUUUUGCUUACACAAACUUUGGAACCGUUACCAGAACGUACAUACCUAUCUAUGAAAUUAUUAUAUUAUGAUGAAAUUGUUCCUUAUAAUUAUCAACCUCCAUAUUUUAGAAACCCUGAUAAUAAUGAUUUAUUAAAAUUUAUAGAUAUACCCAAUGAAGAUUAUAUAGGGAAAAUAAACACAGGGCAUCAUUUCCUUUCCAUUAUAGUAAAUUCAACUACUAACAAUUUUAUUAAUCAAAAUAUAACAAUGUCUGAACGUGAUGGAGUAUAUUACAAACAUGGUUUUGAGAAACAUACACAUCACCUGAGGAAAAUAGAAAGAACUCAAAGGUAUGAAAAGAAUACAAAGUAUAAGCGUGUAGUGAAAAAUGAUGAGAAUGCAGCUGAGGUCUUUCCCUUAACAAAUGAUGAAGAUGAUGAUGGUGAAGAUGAUGAUGGUGAUGAUAACAAUGAUUAUGAUGAUGAUAAUGAUGAAUACGGAGAAUGUGUAAAAUGUAACAAAUUUCAUAAAGACGAUAGCAAUAUGGAAGAACAUUAUAAUGACGAAUAUAAUUAUGAUGGGCAAUAUUGUGAUGAUAAAAAUUAUUGUAAUAACUAUCCAGAUGGUAACUCUGAUGAUUAUUAUGAUGAUGAUUAUUAUGAUGAUGAUUAUUAUGAUGAUGAUUAUUAUGAUGAUGAUUACUAUGAUGAUGAUUAUUAUGAUGAUGAUUAUUAUGAUGAUGAUUAUUAUAAUGAUGAUUAUUAUGAUGAUGAUUAUUAUGAUGAUGAUUAUUAUGAUGAUGAUUAUUAUAAUGAUGAUUAUUAUAAUGAUGAUUAUUAUGAUGAUGAUUAUUAUAAUGAUGAUUACUAUGAUGAUGAUUACUAUAAUGAUGAUUACUACGAUGAUACAUUAAAUAUCAAACCUACUUUGGAUAACCCCAAUAUAUAUAAUCCCUUAAACAAACAAAGAAGAAGAAAAAGAAAAACUAUACAGCCAAGAACAAGGAUAAAUCAAAAUUUAAACACAAACAUUAACCUUCCAGGAAAUAGUAAAAUAAACUCAGAUGUUAUGCUAAAUACAAAUAUAAAUAUGAAUGAUCACAUACAUGAAGAAAGUAUAAGACAUAUCAGAAGAGGUAAAAGACGAAGAAUACGAAGUCGAAGAAGAAGAAGACGAAGACAAAGACCAGAAGAAGUAGGAGUAGGAGAGCAUAACGAGGUGAGGACAGGACAUGUUACAAAAAUAAGAAAUUCCUCAAAAACAAAAAAUAAAAUUAUCACAAGAACAAGGAAACGAGAAAAAACUAAUAUAUUAUUAAAUAAUAAAGAACAUAUGAGUAUUAAAGAAGAUGUGAAUAUUAAAGAACAUAUAAAUCUUAAAGAAGAUAUGACUACACGUCUAAGGUCGGGCGCAAGAUUAAGAAUAAGAGAAAGAACAGCAAGUGUAAGUAGUAAUGGAAGUAAUAAACAUAAUAAUAUAUUACCGGAUGGAAAUAAAAUUAUUACAUAUAUACCAAAUAAAAAUUACGGUGAAAUGUUCAACACAACAAAUAAUGAUACAUACUUAAAUAAUGUUCAAGCUAAUAAAAUGAUACACAAUAAUAUUAAGGAAAGCCAAUAUAUACAUAAUGGUAAUACAAAUAUGGAAAAUAUUAAUGAACACAAUGUAUUGAUAUCUUCACAUAUGAAUAUGGAGAACAUUCAAAAUGUUAUCAUGUCUAAUCAUGUAAAAAAAAAGAAGAGUAUCCAUUAUUAUGAUAAUAAUAAUAAUAAUAAAAGUGAUAUGGAUUAUAAUAGCAACAUGGACAAUAAUAAUAAUAAUAAUAAUAAUAAUAAUAAUAAUGUUAUGCACAUAGACCAUUAUAAUAAUAGUUAUAAUAAUAAUGAAGACGAUCUUACACAUGUUAAUAAAUCCUCUUAUAAGAAUCAUCAAAUUAUAGAUAAAAUGAUUAAUGCAAAAAAAGAAAGAAGAAAAAAAUUGCUAAACAAAAUUAGAUUGUAUAUUACCAGAUAUAAAAUUUUAAGUAAGACAAAAAUUAAAAAUAAAUUCCCGAGUGUAUCACAAUAUGAAAUAGAUAAAAUAUUAGAUGAAUUAUUACAUGACAAUAUUAUCAAAACCAAUGCAAAUAGCCUUUUUAAAUUUGUUGAUAAAAAUGAAAGUAAUGAAGAAGGUAUUAUAAAUAUAAAUACAUAUGACAAAGAAAAAAUCCAUCAUGAGAUAAAUGAAAAUAUGCAAGAGCAAAAAUUAAUUAUACCAAAUCAUGACCAUUUGUUAAAUAAUAUACAAGAUAAAAAUGGUGGCAACAUUAUUUAUAAUAAUAAUAAUAUUUCAAAACGACAGCAGCAAAAAGGAAAAGAACAUAAAGAAGAUGAACAUAAAAAGGAACAACAUAAAAAGGAAGAACAUAAAGAAGAUGAACAUAAAAAGGAAGAACAUAAAGAAAAUGAACAUAAAAAGGAAGAGCAUAAAGAAGAAGAACAUAAAGAAGAAGAACAUAAAGAAGAAGAACAUAAAGAAGAAGAACAUAAAGAAGAUGAACAUCAACAUGUACAACAUCAACAUGUACAACAUCAACAUGUACAACAUCAACAUGUACAACAUCAACAUAAACAACAUCAUCAUAAACUUGUUAAUAAUAAGGAUGACCAAAUUAAUAAUGAUAUCCAAAAAUUAUACAAUGAUGUUCAUAAUAUGUGCAUUAAAACAAAAUAUGUUAAUAAAGAUAUUAUUACUAAAGGACUUGGUAUAUAUCCUUUACUAGCGAAACCAUUACUACAUAGACUUAUUAAAGAAAAUAUAAUUAAAGAAAAAUUUAUAAAAAAUAAAGGAUAUGAAAGUAAUAUAUAUAUACCCAUGCAAAAUACAUUUAACAAAAAGAAUAAUAAAGACGUCCUAAGGUGUGAUACUAUGUCCACUACAAAUUCGACAAACGACGAAGAGGAUAAUGAAAAAAAAAAUAAAGUAAGUAAAUAA
Plasmodium falciparum 3D7 is the source of this 3984-nucleotide messenger RNA. Its product is annotated as HORMA domain-containing protein. The record is from RefSeq and is a predicted model, not a curated record. Lineage: Eukaryota; Apicomplexa; Aconoidasida; Haemosporida; Plasmodiidae. Gene Ontology annotation, cellular component: chromosome; nucleus.